ACUGUGCUUUAUUGACUUGCACGUGGCUGAUGGCAAAAUAAAUGGAUGGGUAAUGUUACAAUUUCAGUGCUUAAAAGGAAGCAGAAAUUAGCUGUGGGGGGUCACAACUUGACACUAAAUUUUGAACCUGGAACCCAAAGGUUGUUUCUGAUUUUUCAGCUCAGUUUCCCUGUGGGCUGGUUACAAAAUCCCCACGCACUUUUAAGCAAGAUCCUGCUAUGUGGAGCAAGACAGUGGACAGCCCCCCCCUAGGCAGAACACAACAUUACAGGGUGUCACUGAGUGGAAGAUGACAGUGGAGGCUGUUGCCAGGCAGAAUGAGACACUAGAGAUUGCAGCCAGUUGGAACCAGACAGUCGAGGCCUUUCCUAUGUGGAAUGAGACCACAGAUGACAGUGCUCUUCGGAACAAGACGCAGGAGGAACAGAAUUUGCAUGAAGGCUUCAGCCAGACUGGAGAUGAGGAAAACCGUACGGAUGGAGAUGGACCCAGCUGGAUAAGCUUCCCCCAAAGUGAAGAGCACCAUGAUUACAGAAUAACUGGAGGAUCAUUCUGUCGUCGUGGACACUGCCCCUGGCAGGUAUUGAUCCGAAAUAGUGAAGGCUACGGCUUCCGUGGCGGGAAUUUAAUCAGCAGUCGUUGGGUGGUCACGGCCUCUCUCUGUGUUGAGACUGGAAGAGCACAUCAUGUUACUAUAGGAGAUUUUGACAAACACUGGAGAGAACUGGAAGAACAAAAGAUCCAAGUGCAACAGAGUUGGAUGCAUCCACAUUAUGAUUCGGAUAACUACAAUAAUGACAUUUCUUUGCUGUACUUGAGCAGUGACGUUAAGUUUAAUAAGUAUGCGCUCCCUAUUUGCCUUCUCAUUCCAAACCUAGGAAACUUGCUGACUACAGAAGGAAAUAUAGGGAUGGUAAGUGGAUGGGGUUCCACAUAUUACAGAGGUUCUCUCACACGGAUCCUCAUGGAAGUUAGGUUACCUACAGUGAACAAGGGCACUUGUCAACAGUCAACAAGGAAGCUCAUUACUGAUAACAUGUUCUGUGCAGGAUAUGCUGAGAAAGCCCUCGAUGCCUGUAAAGGGGAUAGCGGAGGCCCCUUUGCUGCAUCUUACCACGAUGCUUGGUACCUUUUAGGGGUUGUUAGUUGGGGUGAAGGCUGUGCUGAAGAAGGGAAAUAUGGUGUAUACACUCAGGUAUCAAACUACAAGCAAUGAAUAAAGGAUGUUGUUGACAGCGUAUCAGAUACAGGAAGGUAGAUAAAUGCACAGUAAAGACAACAUUUUUCUUCCCCUUUAUAAUAGCAGGAACACAACUACUAUGGAAUGUUUUCAGUCUAAUGCAGCAGUCAAUGUCCUGCCUUUACUUGUGCAUAAUUUUGUAUCAUUGUUUAACAAAAUGCACUUAUUUGACACCAGUGCAGUGUGGGAGAACCAUGACAAAUGUCUGGCGACUCCUCUGAAUAGCACUUCAUGCAUUUGAAAUGACUUGACCAAUUACUGAGCACUGUACAAUAACAAGCAAUCCAGGAUUAAGGGGGAAUACCUGUCUAACAUGAGAAGCACAUCACAAAAGAACU
Gavialis gangeticus (Gharial) is the source of this 1578-nucleotide messenger RNA. RefSeq names its product coagulation factor IX-like. Gene Ontology annotation, molecular function: serine-type endopeptidase activity. The transcript is spliced from 3 exons. Gene Ontology annotation, biological process: proteolysis. NCBI's taxonomy places the organism in Eukaryota, Metazoa, Chordata, Crocodylia, Gavialidae. The record is from RefSeq and is a predicted model, not a curated record.